AUGGCCGCCCCCGCCCCACCCGGCUAUCCAGGGCUGCUGCGCGCCCGGCUGGGCGGCUCCCUGAGGUGCUUGCGCAGCGGCCCUGCCGACCCCCGCGGGGACCUGGGCGCGCACCGGGGCAGGGACCCUCUGGCCUCCUUCCGGGGCGCCCGGCGGCAGGUGAGCCGCGUCCUCGCCCAGACCAGGGACGACUCCCCUGGGCACAAGUCUGACAGCACCCAGCAGAGACUGCUCUUCAGUCCGCCCGCCGCCUCUCGCUGGAGCGCGACCUUGGUGGGGGGCCUGGAGCUCCCGGAGGCGGAGGCUGAGACCCGGGUUCGCGUCCCGGGCCGCCCACGCCCUCCCCUCGCCCGCAGCCCCCCGGGACCCGCCCCAGCAGCCGGCAGACGUGUGCGGGGUGGGCGGCGGUCCCCGUGGGCGGGGGUCCCUGGGGCCUGGGACCGGGCGUUGUCUGCAGUUGUGUCGGGCACCCACGGGCCCCCGCCCAGCGCACCCAGCCGCCCGCCCACCCAGUGCGGUUGCGGAGCCGAGCGCGCACCCACGCCGCGCGCGCCCAGGGAGCGGCGGGGUCUGCACCAGCGAGCCCACCCGCGGGCGCGUGUGCGGCGGUCCCGGGCCGGGGGCGCCCACCCUCCGGGGCUGUCAGCUGCCCGGCUGUGCGCUCCGCGGCGUCCCGGCAUCUCCGCGAGGAGGGGGGGCGCGGGCGGGGCGGGGGGCUGCGGCGGUCACGUGCCCGCCCUCUGCGGCGGGGGUUCCAAUCAGCGCGCGCCAGGGGCUCGGGGCCGGGGGGGGGGGGGUGGUCUCCGUCACCUGACCGCCCCCCUGCGCCCUGGGCGGCGGGAGCGGCUGCGAGCCUACAAAUGGCCCCGCCCGGCCUCCCUGCGCCGCAGCUUCGCGCAGCCCGCCCGCCAGAGCCGGCGCAGCCCGCAGGUGAGUGUGCGGCGCGGGGGCGCAGCUCGGGGUCCGAGCGGAGACCCGGCGGGCAGGGCAGGUGCCGGGUCCGGGGAGCGAACGCGGGGCUCUGCCGGAGAUGCGGUGCCGGGGCGCGGGGUCUGCGGGAGGUGCGGUGCCGGGGAGCGGGGUCUGCCGGAGAUGCGGUGCCGGGGCGCGGGGUCUGCGGGAGGUGCGGUGCCGGGGAGCGGGGUCUGCCGGAGAUGCGGUGCCGGGGCGCGGGGUCUGCGGAAGAUGCGGUGCCAGGGCGCGGGGUCUGCAGGAGUUGCGGUGCCGGGGAGCGGGGUCUGCGGGAGGUGCGGUGCCGGGGCGCGGACGCGGGGCCCCGCGCAGCCAAGAUCUCUGAGCCACUCCCACAAGGCCCCACAUCCAGAGGCCUUCCAGGCUUCCCAGGAACACACAAGCAGAAUCUGGAAGCGGCCCAGAGUGCUGACGAGGAGAACGAGGAAAAGCGUCCGCAGUGACGGCGGCGCCUCUCCUGCGGCGGAGACUGGCUCACAGGGGGUCCGGAGUCAGCUGGGCCUGCGGGCAGCAAGGGCGCCCGGGGUCCGGAGUCAGCUGGGCCUGCGGGCAGCAAGGGCGCCCGGGGUCCGGAGUCAGCUGGGCCUGCGGGCAGCAAGGGCGCCCGGGGUCCGGAGUCAGCUGGGCCUGCGGGCAGCAAGGGCGCCCGGGGUCCGGAGUCAGCUGGGGCUGCGGGCAGCAAGGGCGCCCGGGGUCCGGAGUCAGCUGGGCCUGCGGGCAGCAAGGGCGCCCGGGGUCCGGAGUCAGCUGGGCCUGCGGGCAGCAAGGGCGCCCGGGGUCCGGAGUCAGCUGGGCCUGCGGGCAGCAAGGGCGCCCGGGGUCCGGAGUCAGCUGGGGCUGCGGGCAGCAAGGGCGCCCGGGGUCCGGAGUCAGCUGGGCCUGCGGGCAGCAAGGGCGCCCGGGGUCCGGAGUCAGCUGGGCCUGCGGGCAGCAAGGGCGCCCGGGGUCCGGAGUCAGCUGGGCCUGCGGGCAGCAAGGGCGCCCGGGGUCCGGAGUCAGCUGGGCCUGCGGGCAGCAAGGGCGCCCGGGGUCCGGAGUCAGCUGGGGCUGCGGGCAGCAAGGGCGCCCGGGGUCCGGAGUCAGCUGGGCCUGCGGGCAGCAAGGGCGCCCGGGGUCCGGAGUCAGCUGGGCCUGCGGGCAGCAAGGGCGCCCGGGGUCCGGAGUCAGCUGGGCCUGCGGGCAGCAAGGGCGCCCGGGGUCCGGAGUCAGCUGGGGCUGCGGGCAGCAAGGGCGCCCGGGGUCCGGAGUCAGCUGGGCCUGCGGGCAGCAAGGGCGCCCGGCUCCCGGAGUCAGCUGGGGCUGCGGGCAGCAAGGGCGCCCGGGGUCCGGAGUCAGCUGGGGCUGCGGGCAGCAAGGGCGCCCGGGGUCCGGAGUCAGCUGGGCCUGCGGGCAGCAAGGGCGCCCGGCUCCCGGAGUCAGCUGGGCCUGCGGGCAGCAAGGGCGCCCGGGGUCCGGAGUCAGCUGGGCCUGCGGGCAGCAAGGGCGCCCGGGGUCCGGAGUCAGCUGGGCCUGCGGGCAGCAAGGGCGCCCGGCUCCCGGAGUCAGCUGGGCCUGCGGGCAGCAAGGGCGCCCGGGGUCCGGAGUCAGCUGGGCCUGCGGGCAGCAAGGGCGCCCGGGGUCCGGAGUCAGCUGGGGCUGCGGGCAGCAAGGGCGCCCGGGGUCCGGAGUCAGCUGGGCCUGCGGGCAGCAAGGGCGCCCGGCUCCCGGAGUCAGCUGGGCCUGCGGGCAGCAAGGGCGCCCGGGGUCCGGAGUCAGCUGGGCCUGCGGGCAGCAAGGGCGCCCGGCUCCCGGAGUCAGCUGGGCCUGCGGGCAGCAAGGGCGCCCGGGGUCCGGAGUCAGCUGGGCCUGCGGGCAGCAAGGGCGCCCGGCUCCCGGAGUCAGCUGGGCCUGCGGGCAGCAAGGGCGCCCGGGGUCCGGAGUCAGCUGGGCCUGCGGGCAGCAAGGGCGCCCGGGGUCCGGAGUCAGCUGGGGCUGCGGGCAGCAAGGGCGCCCGGGGUCCGGAGUCAGCUGGGGCUGCGGGCAGCAAGGGCGCCCGGGGUCCGGAGUCAGCUGGGGCUGCGGGCAGCAAGGGCGCCCGGCUCCCGGAGUCAGCUGGGCCUGCGGGCAGCAAGGGCGCCCGGGGUCCGGAGUCAGCUGGGCCUGCGGGCAGCAAGGGCGCCCAGGGUCCGGAGUCAGCUGGGCCUGCGGGCAGCAAGGGCGCCCGGGGUCCGGAGUCAGCUGGGCCUGCGGGCAGCAAGGGCGCCCGGCUCCCGGAGUCAGCUGGGCCUGCGGGCAGCAAGGGCGCCCGGGGUCCGGAGUCAGCUGGGCCUGCGGGCAGCAAGGGCGCCCGGGGUCCGGAGUCAGCUGGGCCUGCGGGCAGCAAGGGCACCCGGGGUCCGGAGGCCUCUGCCCACUGGCCCGCGGCGCGGCGUUGGCGCCGUUCGCCCCCCGCUCGCCCCCCGCCCGCCCUCGCCCUGCAGGGUCGUCUGUCUCCUGGGUAGUGGAAUCUGA
This is a messenger RNA of Erinaceus europaeus (western European hedgehog), 3462 nucleotides long. Its product is annotated as collagen alpha-2(I) chain-like. Bases 1 to 3462 code for a protein of 1153 amino acids. NCBI's taxonomy places the organism in Eukaryota, Metazoa, Chordata, Mammalia, Eulipotyphla, Erinaceidae. The record is from RefSeq and is a predicted model, not a curated record. The transcript is spliced from 6 exons.